This is a messenger RNA of Penaeus indicus, 1510 nucleotides long. RefSeq names its product piggyBac transposable element-derived protein 4-like. The transcript has 6 exons. The annotation marks the transcript as partial. NCBI's taxonomy places the organism in Eukaryota, Metazoa, Arthropoda, Malacostraca, Decapoda, Penaeidae. The record is from RefSeq and is a predicted model, not a curated record.
AUGCCCCGGAAAACCAGAGCAACCACUUCUACUGCCGCCGCUCGUCCUGGUGACUUUCCAGACGACCCCCCGCCUUCCAACUCGCUUUUACGACUUGUCCUCAGACGAUGAGGAAGGCGAGGUCGACAACGGCGAUGAUUCUGAUCUAGAUUACGUGUCCCAAGAGGACACUACUAUAGAUCCAGAUGAGCCGUUGUCGGCCUAUUUGGAGCGACGGCGGGAGAAGACGGCUCCCGGACAACCUGGGUUCCGGUGGAGGAAGAAGGAGAAUGUCCCCAGGCAGUUUGGUUUUGACGUCCAUCCUGGUGUCAACAUCCCCGAGCUGGACGCCGAUUCCAGCCCGCUGGAGAUAUUCUCCUACUUCUUCACCGAUGAGCUCAUGGAUGUGUUCUACCGUCAAAGACCAGCCCCCAGUUCUGUCUCAGAGCUUUCAGUCUACAUUGGCCUUAGGAUGGCCAUGGGACUGACCAUCAAGCCUGAGCAGAGGGGUUACUGGUCGACCAACCUCUACGACUCCACGCCCCUGUUCCCGGAGACUAUGCCGAGGGAUCGUUUCGAUCAACUGAGCCGAUUCCUCCCCGUGGCGGACAACGAGGGGAGUCAUCCCCCCGAUGACCGCCUGUGGAAGUUGAGGCCAGUGAUCGAAAUCUUCCAGCGCAAGCGCGCGCACUUCGGGGUGAAGGUUUAUAAGCUCGCGGUCAGUGAAGGCCCGAACCACGGCUACAUAUGCGCCUUCGAAAUUUACAUGGGCAAGGACAAAGGCGAAGUACCUGCAUCCCAGAGGGCUGUCGUCAACUUGAUGGGCGCCGCUGGCUUAUUUGAUAAGGGACUUGGGGGCACGAAUGCGGUUGGCACGGUUCGUGUCAACCGAAAAUUCAUGCCCAAAGAUCUGCAGGUAAGAGCCAGCGGAGAUGUGGACAGUCAGAGCACGUCAACAGACAUGUGCCUUCAAUGGCGCGACAAGUGUGUUGUAACGAUGCUCUCGACUGUUCAUAGAAGCGAGAUGGUCGCCACCCUGUCCCAGAGUGGUACUGCCCGGCGCAAACCACAAGUAGUCGCUGACUACAACGAUGGGAUGAAGGGGAUCGAUGUGAGUGAUCAGCUGGCUCAAUCGUACCCGACCUCUCGCAAGUCCCUUAAGUGGUACAAGAAGGUCUUGUUCAACCUUAUUGACAUGGCAGGCAACUCCUUCGCUGUGCACAAGGCACUCGGAGGACGGUUGACUCAGCUGAUCUUCCGGAGGACGCUUAGCAAGGAUCUCUUGCGGCGAGGAGGCCAUAGUCGAGAUCUCAGGUCACAGUCCCGGUCCCGCUCCCACUCCCCGCCUCUGGCUCCGGCUCUUCAGGGUCUACAUUGCCAGAUACAGACGCCCCACGGGCGAUACCGCCGCUGCAAACUGUACUACAGUCGUGGCGUGAGGAAGAUGACCAAGAUGAUGUGUUCAGGGUGUGAUGUUUCUCUCUGUGGGGUUCCCUGCUUUGAGGAAUAUCACAUCCUGAACGCAUACUAA